AUGGAUCAAGCUUUCUCUCGCCGCAUGGGACAGAGCCUGCGUAUGGCGUCCCGUCCGAUUUGCUCUUUGUUCAUGGCUGCUAUCAAGGCCAUAGGUUAUAUGUUUAAAUGGUUCCAUAAUGAGGACAUUAAUCCCGAGACGAAAACGUUGGACACCUGGCUUGAGAACGACAGUGUGAAUUCUCGGGAAAAUAAAGAGUAG
Messenger RNA from Penicillium hordei, 201 nucleotides. RefSeq lists its product as uncharacterized. The record is from RefSeq and is a predicted model, not a curated record. The transcript has a single exon. Bases 1 to 201 code for a protein of 66 amino acids. NCBI's taxonomy places the organism in Eukaryota, Fungi, Ascomycota, Eurotiomycetes, Eurotiales, Aspergillaceae.